This is a messenger RNA of Neohortaea acidophila, 3005 nucleotides long. RefSeq lists its product as uncharacterized. Bases 180 to 2702 code for a protein of 840 amino acids. Lineage: Eukaryota; Fungi; Ascomycota; Dothideomycetes; Mycosphaerellales; Teratosphaeriaceae. The record is from RefSeq and is a predicted model, not a curated record. The transcript has a single exon.
CGCGCGUGAAUGAAGACUCGGCCUCCCUUGCUCGACUUUCCACCCACAACAUACACCGCACAGCCCUCGCCAUCUCGCCGAUACACUGCUGUGCUGGAGAGAAUUGAACGGCAUAUCUGUUCCAGGCCUGUCCCUCGCCAUGUUCGACACUGCAAAGUAGUAUUCCCGCGACGCGCUCCAUGGCACAUGUCGCUCUCGCGAAUGCGCUUGUCCACCGCACGACAACACCGCCCUCGCAGCCAGCAGAUGAGGAGCUGUACGCUCGCCUGCUGCGCUUGCGCGAUGUCGUCGUUGCUGGACAGCAUCCCUCGAUCAAGCUGCCAGCCGCAGCGAUAGAGCGACUGAAGCGAUCCUUGCUCGCGUCUGACCCAUCGCAACCUGACCCUCGUCAGCGCUUGUCGAAUAGUGGCAUCAAUGACGCUGCCUUCCUCGCUAAUAGCCUCCAGCCCUCUUCUUUGCCGACACAAGGCAGUGUACCCGGCUUGGGCGGCUUUGCAUCAUCUCUUCCCAAUGAAGCGCGCCAGCAAUCUCUCCUCCAACGCCCCUCCGCCUCCGGACUCGAUCCGAUUUUCUUGGAAAAGUCGGACAGCCUGAUAAGAGCAGAGGGCCAGCUGAAGCGCCAACGACUCGAGCGCGUCCUGCAGGAGCAAGGAGAGCAGCGCAAGCAUUCGUCGCGAGACAGAGACGGCGGCGCUGAUGCCUCCGCACACAUAGACAUCGAGGCCAUCCUCCUCUCUGCCCUGGAGCGCGUGAGGCCAGUGUCGGGCUUGCGGGAUGCUGACAAGUCGGGGGAUGAUAGCUCGUUCGAUGAGAACGACUACUACUCCAGCCAAGUUCAAAGUGAUUGGUCGUCCGAAGCUAGCGUGGGCAAAGGCUCUGACGAGGCUACAGGUGCCUUCACCGCCGACUUCGAGCGUCUCGAUGGCGCGGGACUGCCUUCUGCUGGCGUUGUGCCCGGCAUAUCUGUACACCAACCGUCAAAAGCUGGUCCCCAAGUGUAUACCCAUGAGCCAGAAGACGAUUACGAGCCUGGAGAAGAAGAGGAAGAUGAAGGCGAUGAAGAUGAUGAAUACACUCCUCCCGAUGCGGCCGCGUUCGAUAGCUUCCACGAAGAGGUUGCAGUGGGCCCUACUGGCCAAAUCACGCCGCCGGAAGACGACAACUCGGACUACGAGCCCGAAGAGAUUACCGACAUUGACGUGACGACACCCAACCACCCCCCACAGGCCUCCCCUCGCAUGCAAUUCGCUCGCAACCAUCUUACACAUAUCGUCGCGCCACAGCCCAAUCGCGUCUCCCCGCUAGCUACCAAAGGCCCGACUAUCGAGUUGGAGCUUGUCAAUGGCCGACCUGAAGUAGUGCGGAAGCCUCAAACGCGUCGCGCCCAUGUACACUCGCGAGCUUCUACUGCAUCGCCCUCCGGCAACGGUGCCACUGGUGGCAGCAAAAAACAACGCCGCAACAAGAAGCGGAAACGAGAUGCCGAACCUUCUGGCCGGUCCAAGCGACGGCGAGAGCGGCAAGCCGCGCCGGAAGCGAAUGGAGCCUUGCCCUAUGAUGAGCCUUAUAUCAAGGACGAGCCUGUGUCACCUCCGCCAUUCCUGAGUGUAAUCGAUGCGCCGCCGUAUGGUCAGACAUACGUUCAAGCAAGGCCGGCCGAAAUCGAUUUGACAUCUCCACGAUAUGUCCCGCAGCCUCAAUAUGCUUACGAACCUCCAUAUUCGCGUCUUGGAUACCAACAGCUACAAGCCGCUUCGCCUGCGGUCGUAAGGGUUGCUUCUCCCUCGGCUUAUCGACCGGUACAACGGGAUACGCAAGACUUGAGGCGGGUGGCCAGCCUUCACUACGCCCAGCGAUCACCGCAGCAAAGGACUUAUUCUCCUGUUGCUCCUUACCGAACAGCAUCCAUGACUUAUGGCGACCUGGAUCUACGCCAAACCAGGCCGCCAGCUGAAGCUGCCUAUCACCACGGUGCAGAACGUUUGCGUUCACCUUUACGGGAUCCAGAGCAUGGUGGUGGGUACGUUGCAGGAGCAUCAAGCCCUGGAAUGAUGCCGCCGCCAUCGGCACCUGCGCGAAAGAUUGUGGUCGACCAACACGGAAACCGAUAUCUUGCAGCUGAAGUCAUGCCCAGUCCAGCUCCGGUGCAAGUCUCGCCAUACGAACCCGUGGACCCCCGCAUGGCACCACCGCCCCUUCCCGCAAGCAGAAGACAGCCAGAGCAAUACGUUCAGGCAAACGCGUACUCGAGCCACGACUCGCACGCUGCUGAACCGCUGCGGUACAGGGAGGUGUCAACCUCGCCCGUCUACCAACCAAUCCAAGGCUAUGAGCAAUUCCAGCCAAUGCCUCAACGUCAACAGACAGCAAUGCAUGUUAACCAGCUGUACGCCCCCGCAAGGAGCUACAGCACGCGUCCGGACGAGCAUCAGGUCUUCCAACCCCAGGCGUACGGCAACAACUCCCUACGCCAUGCAAGCGUGGCUCCGGUACAGUACGCGCGCCAGGAUGUGCCGGCUCCGCCCAUCAGGGCUGUCAGUGUGAUGCCCAGCGCCGAGCACGGAAAUGGCGGGCUGGUGUAUCAACAGCAUGUGCAGCCGCAGCAACAGCGUGGCUACUCGCAGGCGCCUCCUGGGGUGAUGUAUGUGGAUCAGAAUGGGAAUCCGGUGUUUCCGACGGAGAUUAGACAGGUGCGGUAUUGAUGGCACUACGGGUUUCGAGGACUUGGAGGUGGUGCAAAGGAAUGCCAGUGGACGGCGUGGUUUUGGGCCCUGCGAUGAACAGAUGGAGGUUGGUCGAGACGAGGAACAUCAGAUGACUUGAUUGAAUAUGGUCCGGAUCCAUUAUGUAUCGCAGGACUAAUCAAUCUUGUUUGUGCAUUCACGCACGCGACACCGCCUUGUCGUUGGGAUGAUGUGAAAUGUGCUCGGUGCUCGGAGGGUCAAAAGCUCGGCAGGCCGGCAAGUGCGACCCUGGCCCUGCUGCCAAAGUUGGAAGGUCAUCGU